AACAUCCGCUACCGCUUCGUCAAUGAGCGGGCUGCUCAUGCCAUCUUUGAGAUCGACCCCCGCUCUGGCCUCAUCACCACCAGCGGGCCGGUGGACAGGGAGAAGAUGGAGAGGUACUCCUUGGUGGUGGAGGCGAACGACCAGGGGAGGGAGCCGGGGCCCCGCUCCGCCACGGUCCAGGUCUAUAUCACGGUCCUCGACGAGAACGACAACACCCCUCAGUUCAGCGAGAAGCGCUACAUCGUCCAGGUGAGGGAGGACAUACGGCCCCACACCGAGAUCCUGCGUGUCACUGCCACGGACCUGGACAAGGACAACAAUGCGCUGGUCCACUACAACAUCAUCAGUGGCAACAGCCGGGGUCAGUUCUCCAUCGACAGUGUCACUGGGGAGAUACAGGUGGUGGCUCCGCUCGACUUUGAGGUGGAGCGGGAGUACGCCCUGAGGAUCCGGGCUCAGGAUGCGGGGCGCCCUCCCCUCUCCAACAACACCGGCAUGGUCAGCAUCCAGGUAGUGGACAUCAAUGACCAUGCCCCCAUUUUUGUCAGCACCCCUUUCCAAAUCUCUGUCCUGGAGAAUGCUCCCCUCGGACACUCUGUUAUCCACAUCCAGGCCGUGGAUGCGGACUACGGCGAGAACUCGCGCCUGGAGUACAAGCUGACAGGGGUCUCGGCUGACACACCCUUCGUGGUGAACAGUGCCACGGGGUGGAUCACGGUCAGCGGACCCUUAGACCGGGAGUCGGUCGAGCACUAUUUUUUUGGGGUAGAGGCUCGGGACCACGGCUCUCCAUCUUUAUCUGCCUCCGCCAGCGUCACCAUUACUGUCAUGGAUGUCAAUGACAACCGCCCCGAGUUCACUCAGAAGGAGUACUUCAUCCGCCUGAACGAGGACGCAGCUGUGGGGACCAGUGUCCUCAGCGUCACAGCAAUCGACCGGGAUGUGAAUAGUGCCAUCACCUACCAGAUCACAGGAGGCAACACACGGAACCGCUUCUCCAUCAGCACGCAAGGCGGGAUGGGGCUCAUCACUCUGUCUCUGCCGCUGGACUACAAGCAGGAGAGGCGCUACGUGCUCACCGUGACGGCCUCCGAUCGCACCCUGCGUGACAACUGCCACAUUCACAUCAACAUCACCGAUGCCAACACGCACCGGCCUGUGUUCCAGAGCGCCCACUACUCUGUGAGUAUCAAUGAGGACCGGCCCGUGGGCAGCACCGUGGUGGUGAUUAGCGCCACGGACGAUGACGUGGGGGAAAACGCCCGCAUCACUUACUACCUAGAAGACAAUGUCCCUCAGUUUCGCAUCGAUCCAGACUCUGGGGCCAUCACUCUCCAGGCAGAACUGGACUAUGAGGACCAGGUCACGUACACGUUGGCUAUCACUGCCAAGGACAACGGGAUCCCCCAGAAAGCAGACACCACCUAUGUUGAAAUCAUGGUGAAUGACGUUAAUGACAACGCCCCCCAGUUCGUCAGCCCUCAUUACCAAGGCAUGAUCUCUGAGGAUGCACCUCCUUUCACCAGCGUGCUCCAGAUCUCUGCCACCGACCGGGAUGCCCACACCAACGGGCGAGUGCAGUACACCUUCCAGAACGGGGAGGAUGGAGAUGGAGACUUCACCAUAGAGCCCACCUCGGGGAUUAUUCGCACUGUCCGCAAGCUGGACCGUGAGAAUGUUCCUGUCUACGAGCUGACUGCGUAUGCUGUGGACAGGGGCAUCCCUCCUCAGCGAACUCCUGUCCAUAUCCAGGUUGCCAUUCAGGAUGUGAAUGACAACGCCCCUGUCUUUCCUAGGUUGGUAAAGGAGAACAGCAUUGUAGGCUCUGUCGUAGCCCAAAUCACGGCCAUUGACCCAGAUGAGGGACCCAAUGCCCAGAUCAUGUACCAAAUUGUGGAAGGCAACAUCCCUGAGAUAUUCCAGAUGGACAUCUUUUCUGGGGAGCUCACAGCCUUGAUAGACCUGGAUUAUGAGACAAAACCUGAGUACGUGAUUGUAGUGCAGGCCACCUCUGCCCCUCUGGUCAGCAGAGCUACAGUCCACAUCAAACUCAUUGACCAGAAUGACAACAGCCCUGUUCUCAAGAACUUCCAGAUCCUGUUCAAUAACUAUGUGUCCAAUAAGUCCAACACCUUCCCCUCGGGCGUCAUAGGGAAGGUCCCAGCUUAUGACCCAGAUGUGUCCGACCGCCUCUUCUACACCUUUGAGCGGGGAAAUGAACUGCACUUGUUGAUUGUAAAUCAAUCGAGCGGGGAGCUGAGGCUGAGCCGUAAGCUGGACAACAACCGUCCGCUUGUGGCCUCCAUGCUGGUGACUGUCACAG
Cariama cristata (Red-legged seriema) is the source of this 2323-nucleotide messenger RNA. Its product is annotated as cadherin EGF LAG seven-pass G-type receptor 3-like. Gene Ontology annotation, biological process: homophilic cell-cell adhesion. Gene Ontology annotation, molecular function: calcium ion binding. NCBI's taxonomy places the organism in Eukaryota, Metazoa, Chordata, Aves, Cariamiformes, Cariamidae. The record is from RefSeq and is a predicted model, not a curated record. Gene Ontology annotation, cellular component: plasma membrane.